Messenger RNA from Papilio xuthus (Asian swallowtail), 1640 nucleotides. RefSeq lists its product as uncharacterized. The record is from RefSeq and is a predicted model, not a curated record. Gene Ontology annotation, cellular component: SCF ubiquitin ligase complex. The transcript is spliced from 2 exons. Gene Ontology annotation, biological process: SCF-dependent proteasomal ubiquitin-dependent protein catabolic process. Bases 141 to 1586 code for a protein of 481 amino acids. Lineage: Eukaryota; Metazoa; Arthropoda; Insecta; Lepidoptera; Papilionidae.
UAGAAAUGGCUAAUGGCGAUAAAAAGUGAUCUUGUUUUUUUUAUUAAUUGUUGCAUGUUGUGAAAUGGAAAACCUUUUGUUGUAGAUAUCAUAUUUGUCCCUUAACUUUAAAUACGUGUAAUUUUUAUACAUAAACUAAAAUGUCACCUCGAAAACAGCCCAAUACCUUGUUCAAAUUAUGCGUUAAGACUUGUAUUAGUUUAAUUAAUUCAGCUUGUUACGUUAUUGAAAAGAGUUAUCCAGAAAAUAAAUUUGGGGAUUGUGAACGGGAGGCGUAUGCAUUAAAAUGCCAUUUGAUGUCUAUGCUACCUGCCAGGUUGUUCGAUGUUCUUUGUUUAGAAAGAACCUGUUGCCAGUAUCGUGGUGAUCCCCGAAUACAACUUCAUGUUUUGACACAUCCUAAAAUGACAGUCUUCCGCAAAUGUGAUCUAGACAAUGGUAUACCACAACAUUUUUGGAUACAGAACCUCCCAAAUUUCACUCGCUUAGUUGUUCUAGAUCUUAAAUUUGUCUGUACAGAUGAAAUUCUACAAAUUGUCGGUUCAAAUUGCUUGCUACUUGAAGAGAUUAAUAUUGUUUCAAAAGUUGAUAUUGGCAAAUCGCUUAUCAACGCUUCCGUUUUAAUUAGAAACGUUUCAGAUGCUGGUCUAUAUUCAAUAGUGAAUUUAAAACAGUUACGCAUACUUGCAAUGGAUCCACCUCGUAACGAGCGAGCCAAUAGAAUAGGACGAUGCGUUUCACAAGCUGGCAUUAUAAUGUUGAUCAGUGAACUUCCUUAUUUAGAAGAGUUGAGGAUUGAAUCUUGCGAUAUUGGAGCCACUUUAAUCACAACCGUUGUAGAUAUUGGUCCUUUAAGUUUAAAAAAAAUCAAUUGCCACUUUGCUUCAGGUGAGGGUAUCAAAAAAUUAAUUAAAAUCUGUCCCUAUUUAAAGGAACUAUCCGUCACUCAUCUAUCAGCUCAUAAUAAAGAUGCUAUUUUAGAGCAACUUGCAUUAAGUGAUUUGAGAUUAACACGUUUAGAUUUAUCAUUUUUUUUCUACUCUGACUCUAUGCAACGGCUCUUAGCUGUCAAAGGAAGUUAUUUGACCCAUUUCUCUCUUUGGGAGAUAGAACAUUCUCUAACUUUAGAAGCGAUAGUCUCUAUUGGUGUACACUGUCCCAAUCUAGUCACCCUUUGUCUCAUGACCCAGUCUAAAUGUUUAGUCACACCCAGAUAUUUUAAAAAACCCGACAAUAUAUUUAGACAGCUCAGAAAUUUGACAAUAGGUAAUGAUAACUACAAUAUCCACAGUAUUUUGACAUUCUUCCUUGACUGCACAGAUAAUUUACAGAAGUUGAUUUUAAAAUAUCAAACGAAAAUAAAUAUUGAUGACACUCUGUUACAGUUGAUACAAAAAGGUAAAUUAAAAAAAUUAAAUUGUCUAUGGUUGGACUGUACUUUGGAAGUAUCAAAGGAGGUAGUUAAACAAGUGAUACAGCAUUGCGAACACCUUCAGAUGUUCACUGUAGAUUUUACCGAGGACAUAAGCGAUAUGCAGAAAUACAUAUGUGAAAACAACUUGGAUAUCAAGCUUGGUGGUUAUUAGCCUUUAAUAUGUAUUUUUAUGUGUUUCGCUUAUAGAUAAAUAUAAGGUUAUUUU